This is a messenger RNA of Candoia aspera, 342 nucleotides long. It is a transcript of the gene CLPS, whose product is annotated as colipase. The transcript is spliced from 3 exons. The record is from RefSeq and is a predicted model, not a curated record. Bases 1 to 342 code for a protein of 113 amino acids. Gene Ontology annotation, molecular function: enzyme activator activity. Gene Ontology annotation, cellular component: extracellular region. NCBI's taxonomy places the organism in Eukaryota, Metazoa, Chordata, Lepidosauria, Squamata, Candoiidae. Gene Ontology annotation, biological process: lipid catabolic process; digestion.
AUGGACAGAGUUUGGAUUUUGUUGCUGUUGACAUUCACCUUGGUAGAGUCAUCUAUUAAUUCAAGAGGACUGUUUUUCAACUUAGACAAUGGGGAGCUGUGCUUAGUGAGCCUACAGUGCAAAAGCCGCUGUUGCCACCAAAGCAGUGCAUCAAGUUUUCCUCGCUGUGCAAACAAAGCAGCUGAAAACCAAGAAUGUUCCCCACUGAAUCUACAAAGUGUUUACUACAAGUGUCCUUGUGAGAAAGGCUUAAUCUGUGUUGACCGGACCAUUGUGGGAAGUAUUGUCAACUCUGACUUCGGCAUUUGCCAGGAUUCAUCAAAUACAAUCAACGGUGAAUAA